CAACUCCUCAUUUUUUGUUUCCAUCUAUGCACACCAGAGAAUAAAACAUUACAAAUAGUAGGAGUAUUUGAUAUAGUAUGCAUAUCGAUCCUUUUCGUUAUAUGUAGACUUAAAUUUUUUGUGCAAAGAGAGGUUUUGAAGACUACGAUUAACUCAUGAGAUCGCACUUCCUUUUGUUGAUUUUAUCGUUUGUGCUUUGAAAUUAGAGGAGAAAGUAAAGAAGGUGGUGAAGGAGGUAAAAGAGAAAACAAGGACAUAAAAAAGACAGAAAGUCAGGAACUAGUAAAAAAGAAGGGUAAGACGAUGCUGGCGUGCAUAACUUGCUCAAAGCAGACAACGGAAGAUGGCGGAGAGGAAGCCUCGCGUGGGACUCCCAUUACCAAAGACGCCAUCGAAAGCCUCACAACGCAGUGAGGCAGAAGGGAGUUGCAAGAAAGGGCAGAGAUCAUGUCCCGAUUUUGAUAGAAUUUCAGAUGCAUAUCCACUGCCACCAGGGAGCACAAGGUCCACUCCGGCUUGGGAUUUCCCGUCCCAAGUGGUGCUGGAAGAUGAAGAAGGGCCUAAACAAUGGACGGCCCAAGUUGAGCCCGGUGUUCAGAUCACCUUUGUCUCUCUCCCUCGCGGAGGGAAUGACCUUAAACGAAUCCGUUUCAGCCGGGACACGUUCAACAAGUGGCAAGCACAGAAAUGGUGGAGUGAGAAUUAUGAUAGGGUAAUAGAGCUAUACAAUGUGCAGAGAUUCAAUCAGCAGGCUAUGAACACUUCAGGGAGAUCUGAGGAUGGAGUUUCGAUUUCUGUGAGCGACAUUGAAUCGGAGUGGAUAGAGGAAGACGAGCCUGGUGUUGAGAUCACCAUCAGGCAGCUUGGGGAUGGCACUAGAGAGCUUCGUCGUGUCAGAUUCAGCUGUGACAAAUUUGGAGAGGUGCAUGCCAAGCAUUGGUGGGAAACCAACAGGGAUAGGAUACAAACUCAGUAUCUUUCUUAGUGCAUUUCUGGAUUUAUUUUCGAGGCACAUGCGAAUUUGAUAGAGGUAGAAGCACAUACGACUUCGCCAUAGGUGGAGGUACAGACGCCUUUGCAAGUGUCGUACAAGAGCUUACUGUUAUAUUUGCUAACUGAUAAGAGUGGCUGAGGUGUGUCCUCAUCUUGCUAGAGGUAUCCUCGGGUGUCUUGUGAGGUGUGUCCUUCAAGAUUGUGUCUUGGGUGUGUCCUCAAGUGUUGUAGUGUGGUUUCGUGUUGGUGUUAUGUAGGUGUAUUUGAUGCUUCGAAAACCAUUGUUGAGUAUAAUAAUAUUUCUUUCUUGUGUUUAUUUAUAA
This is a messenger RNA of Salvia splendens (bonfire salvia), 1316 nucleotides long. RefSeq names its product protein BREVIS RADIX. The record is from RefSeq and is a predicted model, not a curated record. The transcript is spliced from 7 exons. The coding region runs from base 344 to 985 and encodes 213 amino acids. Lineage: Eukaryota; Viridiplantae; Streptophyta; Magnoliopsida; Lamiales; Lamiaceae.